This is a messenger RNA of Scleropages formosus (Asian bonytongue), 3136 nucleotides long. RefSeq names its product intraflagellar transport 74 (gene ift74). Gene Ontology annotation, biological process: intraciliary transport involved in cilium assembly; cilium assembly. The transcript has 20 exons. The record is from RefSeq and is a predicted model, not a curated record. Gene Ontology annotation, cellular component: intraciliary transport particle B; cilium. Bases 84 to 1862 code for a protein of 592 amino acids. Lineage: Eukaryota; Metazoa; Chordata; Actinopteri; Osteoglossiformes; Osteoglossidae. Gene Ontology annotation, molecular function: beta-tubulin binding.
AUACGCUCCGUGUCGGCGCUAGGCAACGGGAUCUCGCGUGCCUUUCUCAAGAAACCCUCUUGUACAGAAUCCCCAACACAGCAAUGUCGAGUCAGAGACCAUCUUCAAGCAAGCAUAUAAGUCGUGGGGCUCUUCUUGGAGCAGGAAGACCUCCGACAGCCAUCAGGCCUCCACAGACUGCUACAGGGAUGGUGCCCAAGACGGGACGGCCAGGGACAAGAGGAGGACCGAUGAUCACGUCAGGAGUCCUUUCUGCUCAGAUCACAGUAACGGACCGACCGGUUACUCAGCAGGGCUUGAGUGGCAUGAAGACUGGGAUGAGAGGACCUCAAAGACAAAUCCUUGAUAAAUCAUACUACCUUGGACUGCUCAGGAGUAAAAUAAAUGAACUUACAACUGAAUCCAGCAAGUUACAAAAGGAAAUUGACACCUUUAACCAAGAGAACUCUGUCUACUUGUCCUAUGAGAAAAGGGCAGAAGGUCUUGCUGGUGAAAUAAAAGAUCUCCAGGGGGAGCUGGCAGAUUAUAACAUGCUUGUGGAUAAAUUGAACACCAACACUGAAAUGGAUGAAGUAAUGCAUGAUUUCAGCAUGCUGAAGGCACAGAAUGACAGAGAGGCCCAAAAUAUGGAUAUCAUUUUCACAGAGAGGCGAGAAAAAGAGGAGAUGCUCAGAGUCACUGAGAGUGAAGUUGAUGGAGAGAAACAGGCUACAGACACAAUUAUGAAGAAAAUGACCUUAAACAGCCAGGUCAAGUAUUCUGAAACGAAAACAGCCAAUGAAGAACUCCUACAGGAACUGGACCGUUAUCAGCAAGAACUGGAUGGACUCAUUGCUCACAAAGAGAUUUUGGAAGCUGAAAUUGCCCACUCACAGGUGAAGCAGGAAGCACUUCUGUUGCAUGAAAAAUUGCAAAAAUUGGAGCAACACAGGGAUUCCCUGGUCUCAGAGAGCAACAUGAACUCCCCAAAGGAGAGAGAGCAGCUGCUCACACAGGUCAAAGAAGACAAUCAGGAGUUGGCAAGCAUGGAACGACAGUUGACACACACUCAAGUGAAAAUUAGACAGGUCAAUGAGAAAAUGCAACAACUUAACAGUGACAUUGAAGAACAUCAAGGGGAGCAAAAUCAGAAAUACAAAGAAUUGAAGAAGAGGGAGGAAAAUAUAGACAAUUUUCUUGAGUCUUUUGAAGACACAAAAGCUCAGGAACUUGAAAGAAAUCUUCAGAUUCAGGCUGGCAUCGUGGCACUGCUGGAACACACAAGCAGGAACAUGAAUCGCAUCAACCAAAUUUCAUCUGUCACUGCCAGUGAGUUGAAGUCUAUGAAGGAGGAUCUCAUCUUCAAGGAGACGGAAAUGCACAAGUCACAGAACACAGCAGAUGGGUUAACGUCAGAGAGACAAAGAUUGCAGCAAGACCUCCAGAAUGUAGAACAACUAGAAGGCAAAAUCAACCUGGAGCUCCACAGCCUGAAAGAGAAGAUCCAGCACAUGACUGAAGGCCUCUACACUUACAACAACUUGAGUGCACUAAAGGCAACUGGAGAGGGGAAGAAAAAGAAACUGUGGGAGGACAGAGAGUCACUCAUUCAGAGGAGAGAGACCUUUAGAAAGGCCAUGGCAGAUGUGAACGAUGAAUAUGAAACACUUCAGACUCGACUAGUGGAAAACGAAACUCAUGCACAGCUAACCAACUUGGAAAAGAAAUGGCAACACCAUGAACAGAACAACUAUGUCAUGAGGGAGUUCAUUGCCUCAAAGAGAAUGGAGAGUGACUACCAUGCUGUGUUGAAGAAUGUCAUGGCACAGCUAACAGAGUACAACAAGGUCCUUGUCGACACAGUUCAGGCAUCCAGAAACUGAGUGGCCCUUUCAUAUAUGACCCUAGAUUACUCUCGGUGCGAAUAUUUACAAUUCCAAAUACAGAUGUGUUGGAAUAAUCAUAUGCUUCAUGGUAAUUAGUAUACUAGUAUACAUUUUUGAAAUAUUAGAUCUGUUUAGUCAUAUUUCAGACAUUUUUAAAAUUUAAUUAACUGUUAAUCUUUCUACACACUUCACAAUUUCCAUUAAGUAUUCAGUCAGGAAUUACUGCAGCCUUUUUGUUCUGUCUGAUGUGGAGACACUGAGCUGGAUUAAAAUCUUUUGGCAUCAUGCAUCACAUUUCAUUUUAAAUUCCUGUGAUUUUUUUUGCACAAAGUACUGUCGUUCCUUUUUGCCCUAAUUUGUUGCAUACAGUUCUGUCUCCAUUGUAACUAAAACCAGUAAAUUAAAAGCUUUGUCCACGGUGAGGUAAAAGCCUGUCAACAGAUUGUUUCUUAGCUGAUGCUUUUUGCAAAAAGUCACCAUUACAGUGAAUAUUUCAGUGGAUUAAGUGCAUUCAAAAGUAUUCAGACCCCUUCACUUUUUUCACUUGUUUAUGUUGGAGCCUUAUGCUAAAAUCGUUUGUUAAUUUUUUCUCCUCAUCAAUGUACACCCCAUACCCCAUAGUGACAAACCAGAAACAAGAGUUUUAGAAAUUUUUUGCAAAAUGUAUUAAAAAUAAUAAAUUGAAAUAUCACAUUGACAUAUGUAUUCAGACCCUUUCCUAUGAUACCUGAAAUGUAGCUCAGGUACACCCUAUUUCUGUUGAUCAUCUUUGAGACGUUUGUACACCUUGUUUGGAGUCUACCUAUGGUAAAUUCAAUUGAUUGGACAUGCUUUGGAAAGGUACACACUUGUCUCUAUAUACAAUCCCACAGUUGACAAUGUGCAUCAGAGCAAAAGCCAAGCCAUGAGGUCAAAGGAACUGCCUGCAGAGCUUAGAGACAGGAUUGUGUCAAGGCACAGAUCUGAAGAAGGCUAUGAAAAAAUGUCUGCAGCAUUGAAGGUUCCCAAGAGCACAGUGGCAUCCAAAAUUCUUGAAUGGAAGAUGUUUGGAACAACUACAACUCUUCCUAGAGCUGGCUGCCCAGCCAAAUUGAGCAAUGAAGGGCAUUGAUAAAAGAGGUGACCAAGAACCCAAUGACUCACUCUGGCUUAGCUCCAGAGGUGCUGUGUGGAGAUGGGAGAAACUUCCAGAAAGAGAACCAUCAUUGCAACACUCCACCAGUCUGGGCUUUAUGACAGAGUGGCCAGACAGAAGCAUCUCCUCAGUAAAA